This is a messenger RNA of Mus musculus (house mouse), 1739 nucleotides long. It is a transcript of the gene Prss59, whose product is annotated as serine protease 59. The transcript is spliced from 7 exons. Gene Ontology annotation, cellular component: extracellular region. Gene Ontology annotation, molecular function: hydrolase activity; peptidase activity; serine-type endopeptidase activity. Bases 868 to 1623 code for a protein of 251 amino acids. Gene Ontology annotation, biological process: proteolysis; positive regulation of reproductive process. NCBI's taxonomy places the organism in Eukaryota, Metazoa, Chordata, Mammalia, Rodentia, Muridae. The record is from RefSeq and is a predicted model, not a curated record.
CUCUACAGUCAACAUUCCAAGGGCGCCUACUACUGUUAUCAAAUGUCUGCCUUGCCUGUCCUGGAAUCAUCGCCUGCAAAUAGAUUUAAAAAGAGCAGCCUUGUUUGGCUACCUUUGAAGUAGCCUCUGGUGCCUUAGGUCAUCCCAAGGACUCAUAUCUAGGCAUGGGCAAUCCUCAUACUGCCCGUACCCAUCGCGAUACUAGUCUGAAUCUUUGAGAUCUCCAUACUUGCUUGUCUCCAAAAUUAUCACCUCUCUUGGUCAGGGCAUCAUCAAAGCUGUCUGUGCCAAGACAAGAAAGGCCCUCUAGCCUGUGUCCCUGGUCAAAUCUUGAUCUCUAGCUCAGCCAAACGAACAAUCACCACGGUUAAUACCCGGCAACGUCUGCUGGAAUUCUCCGUUUCCUAGAGACUUCACUGAGACUCUGGGCACUGAACAGGAAAUCCAGGUCCUUAAACUCAGCGUAACCAAAAUCGUUCAAAAUGUCUGGACUGCUGUGUUCACGGUUCACGUGGCAAGGCCAUGGCACUGAUAUCUAACCAUCUAAAGAAUCCCUUAAUGGAGUCUUCUCUCACAUCAGAGGGCAUGCUGUUCGCCAGGAGCGGGGAAACAGUGUUGUGAUCUGAAAGUAGCCUCUCUGCAGUCUCUAACACAGCUCCCUAAAUUAAGUCAAACCCUGCUGACUCCCGUACAUCUUGAUAGAUCAGAUCCCAAGGAAAGAAUUUGAAGAUUUCUGUAAGAUCCUUGCCUUUUCCUCCUGCCACAAGUGUUUCUCCUUCAGCUGUUCUGGGCAAGGAUCCAGGCGUCAAGAUUGCGACAGUUGACAGUGUGACCACCUAGUUUGCUCUACUGAGAUUAUAGCGCGAUAUGAAGACUUUUUUCAUCUUCACUCUCUUAAGUCUCGCAGUAGCUAAUACUCCCAAAGCCGUUCUGAAAGAAUAUAACAAUUCAGAAGAAUACUUACCAGAGAAUUUUAAUGUUCCUUAUAUGGUCUAUCUGCAGUCCAGCCCAGAGCCUUGUGUUGGGACUCUCAUUGACCCUCAGUGGGUGCUCACCGCUGCUCAUUGUUCUUUACCAACUAAAAUCCGACUGGGAGUUUACCGACCCAACAUCAAAAAUGAGAAAGAACAGAUAUGUAAUUACUCAUUCACUGUAGUCCAUCCUAAUUUUGAUGCAAAAUUACUGAAAAAUGACUUGAUGCUGAUAAAACUCUCAUAUCCUGCUACUAUCAACAUGUAUGUGGGAACUAUAGCCAUAGCUAUGGAACCAAUGGCAUUUAAUGAAUCCUGCUUCAUACCAACAUGGACCUGGAAUAACUACAAAAACCUUAGUGAUCCUGACAUCUUGACAUGGAUAAAUGAGUAUUCUCUUUCCCCAAGUGACUGUUUGGACACUCUUCAUCAACAGAAACAAGAAACAAGAAUAAACAUUAUGUGCAUAGGACAUUCACUUAAUGCUAUGUCUGCAACUAAGGAAGUAUCAGCUGCUCCAGCCAUCUGCAGUGGGAGGGUGCAUGGAAUAUUGUCCUGGGGGAAAGCAAGUGUAGCCAAUGGAAGCAAAGGCUUCUUCACUGAAAUUCAUCCCUAUGCAAGAUGGAUCUUAAAAAUGAUACGAUCACACUGAGAAGUGACACCACUCAGUAUAAAAUCAUGCCGUCUGUACAAUGGAUCAACAAUUCAUCAUCUGUCUUAUUGAAAAGAACCCAGGGAAAACACCCAAUAAAAUAUCACCAGAAAUCU